GAUACCAUUUUCCAUCCAACUUGACUGGAAAUGUAAACGGCAGACUAAUUUUGUUAAAAAUUGGCAUGAUUGAAGACUAAUAUGUAACUUCAAAAUGUUUAGGGACAAUUUUGAAAGAGUGAGUAAAAUUUGAGGACUAGAAAUGUAAUUUUCCCGAUUAAGGCAGUACUAUGAAUAGAGAAUUCUUAGAGUAAUUUUAUAGAACCCUCUCCACACCCAUCAGUCAGUCAGCAGCGAACAUGCUUCUGAAAUCAACCUUCACUCCGUUAUUCGCUGCCAUUGUUAUCCCUACAAAACCCAAUCCCACAAAGCUCUCAUUCACAGCUUUCUGCAGAAACAAUUCCCUUACACCACAAGGCACACCAACUGUUCGACAAAAUGCCUCACCCAACACCACCUCACCUUCUUUACUACUCCAGCACAAGCUACCGCCCACAUCCGCCUACGUCCACCUCCCUUUCUGCCGCAAACGCUGCCACUACUGCGACUUCCCCAUCAUCGCUCUCGGCUCCUCCUCCACCACCAACACCACCACGCCGGAGAAGAACGAUACUUACGACCCACGUAUCUCUAACUACGUAGAAACCCUCUGCAGAGAAAUCAAGGCCACAAAGAAGUUGAGCUCUUCCACCAACAACAACAGCAGCCCACCUCUCGAAACGGUGUUCUUCGGUGGGGGCACCCCUUCGCUCGUGCCCCCGCAGCUCGUUUCUUCUGUUCUUGAUGCACUGUCCUCUAAAUUCGGCGUCUGUGGCAAUGCUGAAAUAUCGAUGGAAAUGGACCCCGGCACUUUCGAUGCCGCUGCAAUGAAGGAACUGAUGAAUGUCGGAGUGAAUCGAGUCUCGUUGGGCGUGCAGGCUUUCCAAGACGAGCUUUUAAAGUCCUGCGGGAGAGCUCAUGGAGUUAGUGAAAUUUACGAAGCUAUCGAGAUUGUCAAUACUUGCGGUGUUGAGAAUUGGAGCGUGGACCUCAUUUCUUCGCUCCCGCAUCAAACACCGAGCAUGUGGGAGGAGAGUUUACGGAUCGCUAUUCAAUCUCAGCCCACUCAUGUUUCGGUUUACGAUCUCCAGGUCGAGCAAGAAACCAAGUUUGGAGUCCUAUACACUCCAGGUGAAUUUCCACUGCCAUCGGAGAAUCAAUCGGCCGAGUUUUAUAAAACAGCUUCGAGAAUGCUGGGUGAAGCAGGGUACGACCACUACGAGAUCAGUAGCUACUGCAAGAGCGGUUAUCGAUGCAAGCACAAUAGUACGUAUUGGAAGAACAAAUCUUUCUACGCUUUCGGGCUCGGUUCUGCCAGUUAUCUUCGUGGAGUUAGGUUUUCGAGGCCAAGGAAGCUGAAGGAUUAUGUGGGCUACGUGCAGAAUCUGGAAAACGAAAGCACCGAAGAUGGUGUUGUCGAUUUCGAUGUUGAUGCCAAGGAUUUGGCUACGGAUGUUGUUAUGCUCUCUCUCAGAACAGCCGAGGGUUUGGAUUUGAGAGCUUUUGGGGAAGCUUUCGGCGAUUCGGUGAGGGGCUCGAUUUGUGAGGUUUAUAGACCUUAUGUGGAAAGCGGGCACGUGAUUUGCUUGGAUGAAAAAAGAAGAAAAGUCGAAUAUGACGAGUUUAUUGUAUCUUCGAUGUCGAAUGAGAUGGUAGGGUUUCUUCGGCUGAGUGAUCCCGAUGGUUUCUUGCUGUCGAACGAGCUGAUAUCUCUUGCUUUUGCUGCUAUAUCUCCAUGAUUUUUUUUUUCGGUUAUUCUCUUAUGCUUUUGGAGAUGUAUGCAGAGUUUGAGCUUUCUUUAUCGGCAAUCGAUCGGUAAGGGGGAACUCGAAUAGCUCGUAACUUUUUGACGAUUGUUUUGUGAAGUGCAGCAGGAUUUGCUCUUGACGAGAUAAUGUACAGUUGUUAUACAUACAAAUCGUAAUCGUGAUUAAAUUCUGAAGUCCUUGUAUAUCGAGUAACUCUGCUUCUGCUUUGUUUGUCAUGUUCUCGGCUAUAGUUUCUUUUCCUACGGUCAUAUUUACUAUUUAGACGUUGGAUCUGUGAGAGGAUUACGUUUUCUUUUGUUCGGUAACAUGGUCGAGAAACUGCGCAAACGUAAAUGAAUAUACUGAUAAAUUUGCAUUAAUUUAAAUCGUUUCUGUUAGUAUUUUAUCGAAAAUAGAACGUAAAAUGACGUGUUAACUGAAUAAUCAGUUCACCACUUUGCUCAUGCUGUAUCUACAAACUAGAAGUUUUGUACACCAGCUCUGGUAUUUUCUGCAGUCUACUAAAUAAAAACCUUAACACCUGUCUGGAAAAAAGAAUCGAUACAACUUCAAAAAGAAA
Molecule: messenger RNA, 2307 nt
Organism: Erythranthe guttata (spotted monkey flower)
Lineage: Eukaryota; Viridiplantae; Streptophyta; Magnoliopsida; Lamiales; Phrymaceae
Product: Radical SAM superfamily protein
Biological process (GO): porphyrin-containing compound biosynthetic process
Cellular component (GO): cytoplasm
Molecular function (GO): 4 iron, 4 sulfur cluster binding; coproporphyrinogen oxidase activity
Source: RefSeq, a predicted model, not a curated record